This is a messenger RNA of Penicillium lagena, 690 nucleotides long. RefSeq lists its product as uncharacterized. The transcript is spliced from 2 exons. NCBI's taxonomy places the organism in Eukaryota, Fungi, Ascomycota, Eurotiomycetes, Eurotiales, Aspergillaceae. The record is from RefSeq and is a predicted model, not a curated record. Bases 1 to 690 code for a protein of 229 amino acids.
AUGACAUACCCUCUCCCCUCCCAUCCUGGGCUCACCUCUCUUAGUUUUCUGACAUCCCCCAUCGUCGAGAUUGUGGUCGGCCAAGGCGACAAUGAGACAGUUCUGACCGCUCACCAAAGCCUUCUCUACGACUCACCCUUCCUCUCGGAGUUAGUCUCCAAUUUUGAAGCUUCCGGCCCGCGGCGCAUCCACCUACCAAACGAAAAUAUCGAAGCCUUCGGUUGCUUCCUGCAGUUCCAGUACACUCGUGACUACUCUGUCUCAUCAACCGGGAGUCCAGGCCCCGGUGCCGGCGCAGACGAGUCGGAGAACCAUCUACUUCGGCAUGCGUGGGUCUACACACUGGCCGCGAAGCUCGGCUUGCCAGCCCUGAAGAACUUGGCCCAUUCCAAAAUCCACCGGGUCAACUCUACCCCCCGCGGCGAGCUCUUGUAUGCCCGCUAUGUUUACACCACUACCCCGGCGGUCGAUGUCAUGCUUCGAAAGCCCAUUGCGAGAUUCUGGGCCUCUCGGAGCCCGAUCCGGCGGCAUGAAGUAGAGGAUGAUUUCAAAAAGCUGUGCAUUGAGGUUCCCGAGUUCGGGUUUGACGUCCUGACCCUUGUUCUGGACAAGACAGAAAAGAACAACCAGGGUAAUGUGGAGGCCGGCGCCAAAGGGAGCGCGCGAAAGCGCCUACACAGUAGUAUUUGA